This is a messenger RNA of Setaria italica (foxtail millet), 2490 nucleotides long. Its product is annotated as endoglucanase 5. The transcript is spliced from 2 exons. NCBI's taxonomy places the organism in Eukaryota, Viridiplantae, Streptophyta, Magnoliopsida, Poales, Poaceae. Gene Ontology annotation, biological process: carbohydrate metabolic process. The record is from RefSeq and is a predicted model, not a curated record. The coding region runs from base 690 to 2303 and encodes 537 amino acids. Gene Ontology annotation, molecular function: hydrolase activity, hydrolyzing O-glycosyl compounds.
GCAGCCGGCGUCCCUGUCAUCCUCUUGCGAAGACACCGCCAUGCGAAGCCAAGCCCCUUUUGGUUUCAGUCCACCAACCCGCUGCUCCGUCCUCUCCUCUGCUCGCCCUCUCCUACUCCUACAUGGCACGCCUCCGCAGCCUUGCCUUCCUACCCCCGCCGCUUGCUUGUCUCUUCUUCUUCCUCCUCCAGGCUCCAACCCACGGCCAUGGGUAUAAAUGCCUCGCCCCACUGCCGUAUUCCUCCUGAAUGGUCUCGCCGUGCCGUGCUCGCUUGAUCUUCUCCAUCGUCUCAUCGCUGAUGCCCUGCUAAAUUUGGCAGUGAGUUAAUAAGCAGCCCGCCAUCACUUACUGGCUUACUGCAGUUAUUCCUUCCGUUGCCGGCUCGCCGCUGCCGUUUCGGUUUCGCCAAGAGGAGGAGGAGGACGAGGAGAGGAAGCCCGGUGGAUCUUGGAGAUAGUUUAUUUAGUGCACCCAGUUAUUAGAGGCGGCGUCGCCGACGAGUUGGCUGCCUCAGAUUGAUGGUUUCCGUUUGAUUCAUCGUCGGAGGAGCUCGAUCGCCAUGAGCGAUUGAUUGAUCUAUGCGUUGCGUUUGCGCCGCAGCCGGAGUUUGUGAAGGAGGAGGAGGAGGAGGAGGAGGAGGAGCGGAAGGGCGGCGCCGGCUGGUGGUUGGUCGGGCUCGGUUCUCGCAAUGAGCGACGUCUCCGGCCGCUUCGUGGUGGCCGCGGCGGUGGUCGCCGUGUCGCUGGCGGCGGCGGUGGCGUCGGCGUCCGCGGCGGCGGCGGCGGCGCACGACUACGGCGACGCGCUGUCCAAGAGCCUGCUCUACUUCGAGGCGCAGCGGUCGGGGCGGCUGCCGUACAACCAGCGCGUGCGGUGGCGCGGCCACUCGGGGCUCACCGACGGCCUGGAGCAGGGGGUGGACCUCGUCGGCGGCUACUACGACGCCGGCGACCACGUCAAGUUCGGCCUCCCCAUGGCGUUCACCGUCACCCUCCUCUCCUGGGGCGUCCUCGAGUACGGCGCCGGCGUCGCCGCCGCCGGCGAGCUCGCGCACGCGCUGCAGGCCAUCAAGUGGGGCACCGACUACUUCGUCAAGGCGCACACGGCGCCCAACGAGCUGUGGGCCCAGGUCGGCGACGGCGACUCCGACCACUACUGCUGGCAGCGGCCCGAGGACAUGACCACGUCGCGCCGCGCAUACAAGGUGGACGCCGAGAACCCCGGGUCCGAGGUCGCCGCCGAGACGGCAGCCGCCAUGGCCGCCGCCUCCGCCGUGUUCCGGCGCGCCGGCGACGCGCACUACGCUCACCUGCUGCUCCACCACGCGCAGCAGCUGUUCGAGUUCGCCGACAAGCACAGGGGGCGCUACGACGAGAGCGUGGAGGUGGUCAAGAACUACUACCCGUCGUCGAGCGGGUACCAGGACGAGCUGCUGUGGGCGGCGCUCUGGCUGCACCGUGCCACCGGCCGCCGGGACUACCUCGACUACGCCAUCGCCAACGCCGAGGCGUUCGGCGGCACCGGAUGGGCCGUCUCCGAGUUCAGCUGGGACAUCAAGUACGCCGGACUCCAGGUCCUGGCAUCCGAGCUGCUGGUGGAGGCGAAGGAGCGGCGGCUGCGGCUGAGCUCGGAGGAGCUCGCGGUGGUGGAGCAGCUCCGGUCGAAGGCGGAGUACUACGUGUGCUCGUGCAUGAACCGGAACCCCGGCGGCGCCGAGCACAACGCCGGCCGCACCCCGGCGGGUCUCCUCUUCAUCCGCCCCUGGAACAACCUCCAGUACGCCUCCGGCGCCGCUUUCCUCCUCACCGUCUACUCCGACGUGCUCACCGCCCUCGGCGAGCCCCUCCGCUGCGGCGGCGACGGCGCCGGCGAGGCCGGCGAGGUGCUGGAGUUCGCCAGGUCCCAGGCCGACUACAUCCUGGGCAGCAACCCAAUGCGCACGAGCUACCUGGUCGGGUACGGCGGCGCGUACCCGCGGCGGGUGCACCACCGGGCGGCGUCGAGCGCAUCGUACCGGCACGACAGGGACUUCAUCGGGUGCCUGCAGGGGUUCGACUCGUGGUACAGCGCGGGGCGGGAGAACCCGCACGACCUCGUCGGCGCCGUCGUCGGCGGGCCCAACGGCGAGGACGUCUUCACCGACCACCGCGGCGCGUACAUGCAGACGGAGGCGUGCACCUACAACACCGCGCCCAUGGUCGGGGUCUUCUCCAAGCUCAUGCAGCUUGAGGGCCAGCAGCCGCAGCGGCGGCGGCAGCCGGAGGCGGAGGCGUCCGACGAGGCGCCGGUGGAGGAUCUCUGAUACAGGAUUUCGAUGACAUGGCGGAAAAUAAAACAUCUGAAAAGAGCUCAAAGAAUGCGAUAUUGGUCGAUUUAGGAUGGAUGUAUACAUGAUUCUUUUUGUUGAUUCAUAGAGAACAGUAUUUUUUUCGUGUUUUGCACAUAGAGAUGAAUCGAAAAGAAGAAAUACAAAUUGAGUUUCAAUUUAA